Molecule: messenger RNA, 3767 nt
Organism: Python bivittatus (Burmese python)
Lineage: Eukaryota; Metazoa; Chordata; Lepidosauria; Squamata; Pythonidae
Gene: BTLA
Product: B and T lymphocyte associated
Biological process (GO): immune response-regulating cell surface receptor signaling pathway
Cellular component (GO): plasma membrane
Molecular function (GO): signaling receptor activity
Source: RefSeq, a predicted model, not a curated record
UGAGCUAUUGCGUGCUGAUUUAAGAAUGCCCAUAUGGUGCAAAAGAAAAUAUUUCUGUUCCACAGAUUGUCUUCUAUUUUCACAAUGACUCUGAAGUAAGGAUAACUCCAGGCCAUGUACAUAGACAACUUUGUGCUACAGCUUCUCUUGAUGCUGAUGAUGGACAACUUAUGGGCACAUGAUUCUGAGGAUGAUAACUGCACUGCCAUUACUAUUGAAAGAGGUAAAAAGUACUAUACAAAUCUUGGUGAUUCAGCUACUCUAGAGUGCCCCGUGACCUACUACAGAAAAAAGCCUGAAAUGAAUUGGUACAUGCUGAACAAGAGCGAAGAGAAGUUCCAUAUUUUGUAUCCUGAAAAAAGACGUUCCAUUUCAUGGAUGAAUGAAACUACAUUUGUUUUGAAUUUUCAAUCUGUUAAUAAAAAUGACAGAGGACAAUAUCGUUGUGAUGCUAUUAUAGGAAAAAGGAAAUAUGAGAGUCAUGUUAUAGAAUUAAUUGUUCAAGAUCACAGUAACACCUCAGUGUUUCUAAAUACUACAAAUACUAAAGAAGAUCAGAAACCACAUGAAAAGAAUGAGAAGUUGAUUAUGAUUUAUUCCAUACCAUCCCUCGGUACUCUGUUUCUCAUUUUUGCCUGCUUUGGGUGGCUGUAUUUCAAGAGGAAGCAUCAAGUAAAAAACGCAACUGGUUCAUCAAACCCAGAAAAUGGAAUUAAUAGGAAUACCCAACACUGCAAUGAAAGCGCCACUCAUGUCUCAAAUGAGGGAUCCAACUUUAAUGAAGAUUGCAUGCCUUGCUUGCUUCAAGUUACAAAUGGGAAUCAAGACAGUUACCAGAAGGCUUCUAGAAACAGUCUGAAUUCUAUACAUAAUGAAGGCCUACCUGGAGACCCAAUUAUUUAUGCAACAUUAAACCAUGGAGAACUUUUUCAGAGAAGCAAGCCAUCUGAAGAAACUGAACUUACAGAAUAUGCCAUCAUCAGACCGAAGAACUAAAUGUGGACAUCAUUCAUUGAUUAGUAUUGUUUUAUGUUCUCCACUAUGGUUCAGCAAGCUUAUCCACAAACACCCCUCAUAUAGUCUGUUUCUGCUUGGAACGUUCUUCUGGAAAGAAAUAAUUAUUUAUUUCUCAGAUAAUGCAUGGCUAAAAUGAAUCACAUUUUUUCCUAUGCAAUUGCUCUCUAUAUUUCCAUGUACAUAGCAAUUAAUUUGUCAAUUAUGUUUUUAUAAAUGUCUUUGAAAUUACCAGAAACCUUGAUAUAAUCUAAAAUGGGCAGACUGCUGCCUUACGAUGAUUAUAUGGACAUUGUUCUAAUUUCAUGUGGUUCUCAAGAUAUUUUCAAAACAUCUGGUAAGAAUAAUCUCUCUCUUCCCUCCAGUGUACAAAGGGUAUUAAAAAGAGAGAUGGGGUGACUUUACCAAUUUUGGUUCUUCAUUCAUUUUUUGCUUCAUUAGGAAUAUGGCCUUCAACAGAAAAUGUUGCCUGUCUCUGAUCUGAUCAAUCUAUGACACUAUUGAUUUCAUGAGCAGUUUAUUAUUAUUCUUCAGAAAAUAUAGAUGAAUAUUUUAUCUGUAUUGUAGAAAAAUUAGCAAUAGAUGUUGAUUGCUUUAAAAAAAUCAAUGUCAUUCUGAGGAACUGAAAAUUGACUUCUAUUAAUUUUGACUGCAAUCUCAGUUCACUGCAUAACUAUUGGAGAAGCUGAAUGACUACUAACUGGUGUUGCAGAGGCUAUUCUAUGUGAACCCCAAAAAUUGUAGUUUGAACAAACCAUGAAUAGACAAACUAUAGCUCAAUGUGAUAUGCAAUCCUGGCUAUUCUGAGUAUUAAGAUCAGAUGAGAUUCUCUGUUAUAAGUCAUGCUUUUACUGUCUUAUGUUCAUUAUGUUCUGAUAUAGCUUUGAUGGCUUAAAGGAACUAGUGAUAGAGGCCACAUGCUUUCUCUGAUUACCAUCUGUUAAGAAACAAUAGCAGGAAAAGUCUAUGGUGUCCAGGUUUUAGGCUUCCAAGAGAUAAAGUUGGCUAUAUAGUAGCAACCAGGAUGCUGGCCUAGAUGGAUAUUUGUUCUGAUUUAAUGAGGCAUUUUUAUAUCUCUGAUGAUUAAUUAAAUCAGUAUUUCAGUUUUCCAAGUUGAUGUUCAAAGCAAAUUCCCCCACAUAUUCUAGGAAGUGAAAAAGGAACUCAAACUGGGAUGGCACAGCUCCUACUCAUAAAAUUAACAGUAAUGUUCAAGCAGGAAGUGGAUGUGAAUAUUUAAAAAGUGAGUCUGAAUAUAAGUAGCCCAGAUACCAAGUGCAUUACUCCCAAAAUAUGUUGUCUCUAAUUGGUAUUCACUUAAUGAUGGUGAGGUCAUCAGAUUUACUUUAACAGAAGGAUUAUAGCAUAUAGCAUGCUACUUUGGAAGCCAAUCAAUAGGUCUCUAGAAGUAAAAUGAAAUGAAAAGGACAUAUAGCAUCUCUAAGAAAGCAGACAAACUGAAAGAACUAGAACAACAUUUGAAUGAAUUACUCUAUCUUUGAAUUGAAAAAUGUGCAGUAAUACAAAGAAAAACAGGAAACUUUACAGAAAACAGACAAACUACAGAGGAAAGAGUGCAGUACACUGAUAAGAGUACAUUGUGCAGUUCACAAAAGGAAGUGAAACUGCAAUGCAAGUGAGAUCAGAUAGACCUUUGAGUGGAAAUAAUUAUAAGCGAGAGAACAGUGUAGGAAUAUGAUACCUAUUUUCAUGUGCAGGGGAAAAAAUCUAGUCCUUUCAUGUCAAAAAUACCCAAUAGUCAGUUAUGCCACUUAUCUUCUGGCAAUAAAUGUUUAUGUCAUCAGUAAUGCUAAGCCUGUCUUUCCCAAUCUAGCACCCUUCAAAAGCCAUAUAUAAAAUGUAUAUGACAUUCCUGAGUUAUAGUUAAAGUUCACAGAAUUGACAUUCCACUCUGGCCUGGUCCAUAUUAUAUCUCAUCUUUAUACAGGUCAAGAAUCUACUUGAUAGAUCUGCCAUACUGAUGAAUAUAUGUUUUAAAAUUACAAGAAAAACUUACUAGUGCUUUUAAAUAGUAAGCAGGCUGCUAUAGAAAUAAUACUUUCUUUUUCACUGGAGAUUUUAAAGCAAAAAUGUAUUUAUCAGCUACAUUGUAAGAAUAGAUGGCUGCUUCAAUUGAUGGAAUAUAUAUUUCCUUCCAAUGCUUCAGUUCUCUGAUUCUAUUAUUUAGAAUCCUGGAGAAUCCACUGCAAAAUCUUCCAGAUGUUCCCAUCUUAUAUAUGCUGAUUUCACUGAAACUACAUUUAUUAACCUUUCUUCUACUAAUUUCUCAUGGUUUAGAUGAAGGUUGGCUUCUGCUGCUUAUGGAACCUAUCUUUAGCCUGUCUUAUUCUACACACAAAACUCAUGCCCUGUAAUUUAUAAAAGAAUUUGAGUUUCAUGUUAACAUGUUACAAACUUCAGCCCACGAAGGGAUCCUGUCUGAAAAGUCCAUAAUAAUUUGUUAGAUGAAUCAGCAAUGGUAAUUAUGAUGAGCAAUCAGCAAUGGUAAUUAUGAUGAGCAAUCAGCAAUGGUAAUUAUACUGAAAAAGAGCAGGAAUGAAAUAUGUUUAGUCACCAUGUUUAAUGUACACAGAAGAGCCUCUAGUUAAUGCACGGUUCCACUAAGCUGAUAUUAUAGUCACUUUUAGCUCUUUUUUAUUAUGAUGGUAUCUAAAACAGUGGCAUCUUUCAGAUCAGCAGUUUUGAUAAGAUGAUUGGCUCUUACCCCUCAGGAAUUCUUCAGAUAAUAAACU